Molecule: messenger RNA, 546 nt
Organism: Triticum turgidum subsp. durum (durum wheat)
Lineage: Eukaryota; Viridiplantae; Streptophyta; Magnoliopsida; Poales; Poaceae
Source: the annotation of a GenBank genome assembly
AUGGAGACCUGUAGCAUAGUAGCCAGGAUAAUCAGUUUGCAAGACCUAGCUAUGUACCGGCACAAGUUGUGCUCUCUAGUCUUCAGACUUUUGCCCAGGCUGCUAGGCUUCCCUCCACUCAAGAAAUUCUGCAAAGAUGAACAUGUUCAUGUGGCACUGUCAGAGACCAAGAUGGCGGCCACAUUGCCGGAGCUGCCGCAGGACAUCUUGAUGGUUAUCUUUGCCGUUCUCGAGAUCCCUGACCUCGUGCGCGCUGGCUCGGUCUGUUCAUCCUGGCACUCCGCAUACGCCGAGCUACGCACUCUUGGGAAGUACAAGAAGGGUCAGACGCCUUGCCUGGUCUACACCUCUGAAUCUGAUCCUUAUGAUGUUUUGUCCCUCUACAGCCUCGCCGAGAAGAGGUCCUACAAGUUAUCUCUGCCGCAGCCACCUAUCCGCAGCAGGUAUUUGAUUGGGUCCUCACAUGGCUGGCUUGUUACCGUCGACGAGAGGUCUGAGAUGCACCUUCUGAAUCCAAUCACCUGUGAACAGAUUGCUCUUCCUUGA